UGGAGAGAAGGUGUGUCAAGCUCUAUAUAUACAGGUUUGCGUCUGUGUUCUCUGCUCAGAUCUCUUUCUUCCACCAUCUCUCAUCUCGACCUCCACAAGCUUUCAAACAACUUUGCCAACAUGUCAGGGUACGAUGAUGCUCCAAAGCUCUUGGCGUCAAUAUAUUUGCUCAAGGAUGUCUUUGACCAGUACGCUGGACAAGGUGGAGACUCACAGACUCUGACCAAGAAAGACCUCUCUGAGCUGCUCCGCAAAGAGCUUCGUUUGAAUGUCUCAAACUGCCCUGAGGCAGAAGAAUACUUCAACCGACUGGAUGCCAACGGGGAUGGUACUGUUGAUUUCGAGGAGUAUCUCACUCUGGUGGGAGGACUCGCUUUGAUCCUAAGCGCCAUGUACAAUCAACAGUAAUCCAUGUACAGUCACAUGUAUAAAAUAUGUUUCAUCAUCAUAUGCUCUGACAAGGAAAACAUGGUUAAUAAACACACAGAUGAAUCAUAGAUGGGUUAUUAUGUAGUCCUGCAGGACUUGAAAUGUGAUGUCUCUGAGUGUGUUUUGCUGAUUCUGAAUGUCAGAGGUGAUUAACAAAGAAGCAAAAAUAAAUGUUGCCUCCUUUUACUGAA
Molecule: messenger RNA, 620 nt
Organism: Epinephelus lanceolatus (giant grouper)
Lineage: Eukaryota; Metazoa; Chordata; Actinopteri; Perciformes; Serranidae
Cellular component (GO): cytoplasm
Molecular function (GO): transition metal ion binding; calcium-dependent protein binding; calcium ion binding
Source: RefSeq, a predicted model, not a curated record